AUACCCUACCCACCCCACCCUCAAUCAUUACUCUCUCACUCACCUUGGCUCCGAUUAGGGUUUGUAACCCUCGCGAUUCUUUUUCCCGUUGUUGCCAUUGCAAUUUCUUUCCGGCUCAUUUCUCUGGUGAUGUUGCUCGCCCAUGCUCUCUUGCGAUGGCAGAGGGCCGUUCCCCCCUUGACAGGGAUGGGUUGCACUCUGUAGAUGGGUUUUCUAAGUUGUUUAGCGACUCCGAUGAUUUUUCCGAAUCCACCAUUGUCGAUGCUUUUUACAUCCCUAAUUUAUCUGGAUCUACUACCGCGGACACUAAUCCCAUGGUGGUCAAUGGAUUCGCCCCUGAUUCGGAGCGGGAGGUCUAUUCCAACGCUGCCCUUGUUCGAGCCAGACGAUUGAUGUUUCGGAUACCUUCUCCACCAACCAAAGGUACGAUCAAAGCGGCUCCAUUAAACUGCUCUUCUACCCGUGAAGUUGUCAUCGAUAUGCUUCGUAUAUACUCUCCUCUCGCUGUCGAGCCCCCGGAGUACCGUGUUGGAGACAAAACUAAAAAUCAUUUGUGUAAAUGAUUUACUAUCUUACAUGUUGGCUGGUAUGAUCCCUACCUCUGAGGUAUAAUCCGAUAUACUUGUUGCGAAAAUCCGUGGCUUCGUUGAUUGUCCUUGAUUAUGUGUGUGAGAAAAAAAAUUUGUGGCAAGUCAUUGUUGGUUUUUGGUGUCAAUAGCCUGAGAUGAUGAAACUGUUAAGCCACCGUUGAUUCAAAUCAAUAGGUGCCUUACUUUUGCAUAAAAAUGAAUUUUUUGGAGACUUAUACUAGUUUAAAGUCAUCGCUCGUUCAACAUGAGCACGGUCCCUUAUUGAAUUCAAUACAUUUAUAAACAAUGUAUUGAGUUCAGGCAUUUAAUGAUCUAUCCAUUGAGAGAAUGCUUUAAAGUUGUCCAUUGUAUUCGAUGAUAAUUUUAUAAUUUCAGAGCGAAAGUCCCAUGUCCCUAAAUUACCUAAUUGAUCAUGAACAGGACCAAUAUUCAAAUGAGAUGGCGCGAAAAUAUUUACUGCCCCGCACUCGAUGAUGAUUUUAUAAUCUGAGAGUGUCAAAAUUUUCGGUACAAAACCUAACAAGGUAACACAACCAUAACUGAAUUUAAAGAGAUUAAAUUACAACUACAAAGUGCUAUUUCAAUACAACAUUUUGGUGAGUUGUAAUAAAACUCAUAUAUACAAUAGGGAAAGUAGGUACGAAAAAUUUCCUAUGGCUACUAAUUACAAAUGACAUUAAUGCUUACAAAUGAUGAAAAAACUGUGUUUCGGAUCAGUAAUCGAUGGCAGUGAUUAGUUCUUCAAAACCUUCUGUUUAAUUUGCUUCUAUUAAGGUA
Andrographis paniculata is the source of this 1367-nucleotide messenger RNA. RefSeq lists its product as uncharacterized. The transcript has 2 exons. NCBI's taxonomy places the organism in Eukaryota, Viridiplantae, Streptophyta, Magnoliopsida, Lamiales, Acanthaceae. The coding region runs from base 156 to 563 and encodes 135 amino acids. The record is from RefSeq and is a predicted model, not a curated record.